AUGCCUCCAGAUCCUAAAGCAAAGCACAUCGUCUUCGACGUCGUCGGAACCCUUGUCUCCUACGAGCACUUCUUCACCGUCAUCGACCGCCGUCUCGGCCCCACCCUCAGUGAACACAAUAUCUCCGCACGGAUUCUAGGUUUCGCAUGGCUCGAGUCGGCAGAGCGCGAGUACACGUAUCUCUCCCUGUCCGGCCAAUACGUGCCCUUCGCAAAAGUCUUCGAAGCAAUCUUCUUCCGCGUUCUGCACUUUGCCGGCGUCGCUGACCCGAGGAGCAUCGCAACAGAAGACGAUGUAAAGUACUUCAUGCAAGAGUACAAGAACUGCCAAGUCCGACCAGGUGUGAAAGAGUGCGUGGAGCGCUUGCGAGAUGCGGGAUGGACAGUGUGGGCGUUUACGAGCGGGGACCGCGAGAGAGUGACGGGGUACUUUGAGAAAGGGGACGUGCGGAUUGAGAGCGGGAAUCUGAUCACGUGUGAUGAGGUGGGCGUGGGGAAGCCGGAGCUCGCGGCUUAUAAGAAGGUUAAGGAGAGGAUUGGGGUGGAGCCCGAUGCGGGGUUGUGGUUUGCGGCGGCGCAUUCGUGGGAUGUGAGUGCGGCUGGUAGGGCGGGAUUUAGGACGGCGUAUUGUACGGUGUUGGAGAAGGAGGUUUUGGAGGAUGUGUUUGGGAAGACGGAUGUUGUUGCUGAUACGCUGCCGGAGCUUGCGGAUAGGAUUGUUGCGGCGGUAAAAUGA
Molecule: messenger RNA, 735 nt
Organism: Dothidotthia symphoricarpi CBS 119687
Lineage: Eukaryota; Fungi; Ascomycota; Dothideomycetes; Pleosporales; Dothidotthiaceae
Product: HAD-like protein
Exons: 2
Coding region: 1-735 (244 amino acids)
Source: RefSeq, a predicted model, not a curated record